Messenger RNA from Labrus bergylta (ballan wrasse), 1153 nucleotides. RefSeq names its product ADP-ribosylation factor related protein 1 (gene arfrp1). Gene Ontology annotation, cellular component: Golgi apparatus. Gene Ontology annotation, molecular function: GTPase activity; GTP binding. The record is from RefSeq and is a predicted model, not a curated record. NCBI's taxonomy places the organism in Eukaryota, Metazoa, Chordata, Actinopteri, Labriformes, Labridae. Gene Ontology annotation, biological process: intracellular protein transport; protein localization to Golgi apparatus; Golgi to plasma membrane protein transport.
CCCACAAUUCCGCUUGUCUCACUUCCUGGCUAGGUUACGCGCAGCGUCGCUGUUAUGUUUUGGAGCUACAGUGGAUACAAAUCAGACAGUAGGACGCUUUUUGUGUAAUAAUAUUGAACGUAUGUGAUUAUUAUUCACUCCCGUGAACUUACCUGGUGAUAAUGGAGCCACAGGUGCGCUGUGUUUGGCUUCUUAUGUAGGCUAAGCUAGGUUAGCAGGCUAGUUAUCGAGGACUUGAGUUGUUUUUCAGUUUAAUUCAACAUGUAUACGUUAUUAUCUGGGUUAUAUAAAUACAUGUUCCAGAAGGACGAGUACUGCGUCCUCAUCCUGGGACUGGACAACGCGGGGAAAACGACGUUUCUGGAACAGACAAAAACGAAGUUCAGUAAGAACUAUAAGGGCAUGAACUUAUCCAAGAUCACAACCACAGUUGGCCUGAACAUCGGUACGAUCGAUGUGGGAAAAGCUCGUCUGAUGUUCUGGGACCUGGGGGGUCAGGACGAGCUGCAGUCUCUGUGGGACAAAUACUACGCCGAGUCUCAUGGAGUCAUCUAUGUGAUCGACUCGACUGAUGAGGAGCGUCUGUCAGAGUCAAAGGAGGCCUUCGAGAAAAUGAUAAGCAGUGAAGUGUUAGAAGGCGUCCCUCUCCUCGUGCUUGCCAACAAGCAGGAUGUGCCGAACUGUCUGUCCGUCCCUGACAUUAAAACGGCGUUCAGUGACUCUGCCCCCAAGAUCGGAAAGAGGGAUUGUUUGGUGCAGCCGUGCACGGCGCUCACAGGGGACGGCGUGAACGAGGGCAUCGAGUGGAUGGUGAAGUGUGUGGUCAGAAACAUCCACAGACCUCCUCGACAGAAGGACAUCACAUAGACGAGACUCUGAGGACCAACCACGUCACAGCUGACUCCUCCUCCUGUUUGACUCCUAAGACUUUUCUUCACAGGGCAUAGCACAUCGUGAGCUCUGAUUGGACGUCUGUGUGCCCGCCUUUUUUCAUCUCUGUGUAGAUGCUGUGACAUCACGUCUCGCAGGAAACUACUCGACUGCAUUUUGUUUGAAUGAAGUUAUUUACAGUAAAGCUGAACUGACAUGAAAGAGUUAAUAUGGAUUUAUUGAUGAGAAGGAAGUUUGAAAUAAAAACUAUUUUCCACUUUAA